UUUUGUGCGUGGUCUUGCAAAUAUUUAUGUUUUGCAAAUAUCGUUCAGCAUCCGAUGAUAAAAAAGAUACCUUUGAACUGUAGUGUCACGCAACUGAUCUGUGAUAUUUUUGUGAGACCCUGUCUGAUACUUUAUAAUGCGAGAUAGUGCAUCAUGACUGAUUCCAUGAAAUUUGGUCCAGAAUGGUUGCGCAAGGUUGCGUCAGGCGACAGUUGCAAUACUGGCAGUGGUGGCGGAGGAACCACAGCUCUGAGUACACCUCGCUAUCAACUAGCAGAGUAUAGAUACGGCCGGGAAGAGAUGUUGGCUUUGUUUGAUCGCAGCUGUAAACCUUUGGAGCCAUUAACAACCUUUCCAAUGCUGUAUGUUGAGAAAACUCAGUUUCCACUGGCUCUCAUAACCAUGACAGAAGAUGAAACGCGUAUGUGGAAUGGAGGAAUAACUAAUAUUAGUAGUAGCCGUGGAAGAGGUGGCAGCGCAGAGCGUGGUCGUGGUCGAACUGGAAGAGGAAGCUUGUAUUCGUCUCAUUAUUCAACUCGCGGAGUUGGUUUUGAUGACUCCGGUGAUGGGAUACGAAUUGAAGGCCAAUCAUUCCAGGGAAGAAACAGACCAUUUGAUAGAUCUCAAAGCGAGCGCGGUUGGUCAGAAAGAAACGGCGCUUCAGAUCCAGGAGAAUGGAAUGGGUCGACUAGUCCUAGAAAAGAGCUAAAUCGUGGGACUAGUGGUAGUUCGCUUAUGGAGAGUAAUUGGAGACGUCAUCGUGCAAGUGGAGAGGAUGAAGAUAGUUGGCGCAAGUGGGGACGAAGUAGUUGGCGUGAGGGUGGUAGCAUGGAUCGAGACAGAUUGGAUAGAAACGAGGGUGAUGGAGACGAGGGUAGAAGCGGACCGGGAAGAUGGGAGCAUCGCGGAAAUCAUAGACCCUCCCACGAUUCAAGUCAUCAUCCUCCACCUCGUACCGCUCGCACUUGGGAAUCAAAUCAUCACGAUAAUCAUGACAAUCUACCUGAAUGGGCAACGGAGAAUCCAGCUGAGAGUGGCAGUUUUGAUUCUUCAGGAGCAUUUCAUGGUGGAAUGUAUUCGGAUGAUGAUGAAGAAGGUGCGGGAGGUGCUUCCCAACAGGGUAGAACUCGACGCGUGUCGGAGGGAAGUGCUUCGAACGUAGCGAGACCUAGUAGCAAGCCGUUAGCUUUUGGAACGGGUUCCGUUCAAUCCUUGAAUCGCCAUGCAAAUAAUACUAUAGCCAAUACAUUAAACAAGGAACGUCCAAAACCAUUGGAUUCGCUUGAAGAUAAGGAUGAUUCUAUAGAAAAAGAGAGGAGAUGUAACUCACCUUCCAUUAAGUCGACCACCGUACCGUCGACUGAGAGCAUUCCCACUAAAACUUCAGCGUCAUCCUCAGAUCUCUUGCAAAAGAAGACUAUCGGACCUGCAAAUGUGGAUAAAGUUGAGACUUUAAGUAAGAAACCUAGUGAACCUCCGAGCGGAGCUCAUGAUAAGGAGAGCGUACAGACAGAGAUCAAAACAGAUCCGCCGAUAACUGCUGUGACCAAUCAACCGGUCCCCCUAGAGCAUCCAAAGCUCGUACAUAACACAGGAACCGCUAAUGUUAGGCAGAGAACAGAAGAUGAUCUAGAUAGAAUGAAGGAGGAAGCCGCCGCUCUGGUGGCCAAAUUAAUGGCAGAUGAGGAGAAUCACAAGGAGAAGACAGUCCCUCCUAGUGUCCCGCCUGCAAUUGGUAACCAACCUUCCACGGUUUCCUCCACGGGUAGUCAGGAAAAAUGGUUUUACCGUGAUCCGCAGGGUGAAGUUCAGGGACCGUUUUUAGCUAGCGAAAUGGCUGAAUGGUGCAAAGCUGGUUAUUUUACUACAGGAUUGUUGGUGAGAAGAACUUGUGAUGAAAGGUACGCCACGCUUGGUGAUUUGAUCAAAAUGUUUGGAAGAGUACCAUUUACGCCUGGUCCACCAAUACCUCCAUUAAAGUUAGUAGAUCAGGUGAUUUCACCUGUUCCUAAUCCCACCGUACCGGCUGGACUAGUCCCUGGUGCUAUGCCAAAGGCUGGAUUAGAAGAUCCAUUGCUGUUGAUGACAUAUCAGCAGAUGCAGAUGUUGCACAAUCAGAUGCUAUUCAGGCAGAUGAGAACGUCAGCGAUAGCGAAAUUGUCGCAGUCGGAACACUGGUCUACGCUGACUCCUGUAGAACAGAAUCAAUUGAUUUUACAGUAUGUCAUACAAGACGGAAUGCAGGAAGUUCCGGAAGUGCCAAUACCGACAAAUCCGUUUGUGCCUCACCUAGCGUCUCAGACGGCUAAUCCUGUUAUGCAACUGUUCACUCAAAUGCAACAAGCAAAAACACAAGCUGAGACUCACUUACCAACGAAUCCACAUACGACCGCGUCGGCUCAUCCGACAGCGGUGGAUCCUAUACAGCAACUUAUUCAACAAAUGGGUGGUAUGCAGAACUUGCAACCUACUAUACAGCAACCAAAUAUUGCUCCAGCUCCCACGCCGACACAGGAAGAUAAUCCAAUAAAGUCUUUGCUACGUCAGUUGAAUGUCAACACAAACGGCCAUCCACAGGCAGCAACUCACAUGGACACCGUUUGGCCGCAACCCCCGCCACAAAUGGUUCCCCAGUUUAAUGCGCAGAAUUGGUUAGCGCAGGUUGGCCCCAUUCCUGCGAUGCCACCGGGACAAUUACCUGGUUCUCUAUGGGAUAUACAUACUAAAGAUAUGAAAACCGAGCAGCAGAUAUUGGAAGAACAGAAUCUUAAAUUACAAGAAGAUAGAAAGAAGGAAGAAUUAAGAAAGCAAGAAGAAUUGCAGCGUCAAGUGGAAGAGGAGAAUGUAAAGAGGAAGUUAAAAGAAGAACAAGCUAGACAAGUUGAGGAAGCAAAACGUAAAGAUGAGGAAAGAAAGAGAAAGGAAGAGGAAAAGAAACGAAAAGAGGAGGAGAAACGGAAGCAAGAAGAAGAGCUAAAGAAGAAAGAAGAGAAAAAACGUAAGGAAGAGGAGAAAAAGCGUGAGGAAAAGAGAAAGCAAGAGGAGGAUUUAAAGAAGAGGCAGGAAGAAGAAAAGAGAAAGCGAGAAGAGUUGUUUAAAAAACAAGAAGAAAAACUGAAGAAAGAAGAGGAAAAAAAGAAAAAAUUAGAAGAAGAACAAAAACGGCAGGAAGAGGACAGACUCAGGAAAGAGGCGGAGGCACGACGGCAAGCGGAAAUAGAAGAGCAGGCUCGUCGCGCGGACCAACGGCGAAGGGAAGCCGAGGCUUUACGUAAGCUUCAAGAGAGAAAUAAAUCCCCGUGGGCUCAGGCUCCACGCACAUUGGCUCCCGCCACUCAUCCCGCUUCGCUUGCUGAAAUCCAGAGACUCGAGAGAGAAAAGAAAAUGGAGGAACAACGGCUUCAGCAGUUGAUGCAACAACAAUUGGCACAACAAAAAGCAGUAGAACAGGCACAUGAGGCAUCGGCAAUCGACUCUUCAAAGCGAUUACAAUUCAAAUGGGCUGAAAAAGCUAUUGCUUCUAGUAAACCUCUCCAAGUGAAGAGCCUUGCGCAGAUUCAGCAAGAAGAGCAGGAGCGCGUCGAUAAAAUGAAGCAACAGGAAAGAGAGCGUCUGGAGAAAGCUGGCCAGAAAGAAUCCGCAAAUAUGCUGCAGAACGCUGGAAUAUGGGGUACGGCAUCGCAGUGCUUAAACUGGGCUAAUUCGAGCGCGUCGAGCAGUCAAGUAUGGUCCACGAAUUCCGGAACUACUGGUUUCUGGGAUCCUACACCCGUCAAGUCGUCCACCACUACAAAGCAGCCGGCUAAACAAACUGCAAUUGCAAAACCUAUCUCUAGCCAGCAACAACAGCAGCAACAACAGCAAAAUAGCAACAAUAAAGCGUCCAAAAAUAAAAAUAAGAGAGAGGAGGAGCUAGUAAAGAAAUUGUUUGAACAGAACACUGCCAAGACCGACGAAUUCACGCAAUGGUGUAAUAAAGCAUUGAGUGGUAUACAGGCGUCUGUGGACAUCCCUACGUUUGUUGGAUUCUUGCGAGACAUCGAAUCUGCGUAUGAAGUUAAGGAAUACGUUCGCGUUUAUCUUGGUGAUACCAAGCAGAGCACGGAAUUCGCAAAACAAUUCCUUGAAAAACGAAGCAAGUGGCGAUCGGCGCAACGUCCUCAGGCGCAAGCGGAUGACCUGUGCAAACCAGCACCUGCUGUUAAUCCAAAUGCUCCUGCAGAAUUUCAAGAAGUUAAGGGAAAAUCCAAGAAACCAAAGAAGGGAAAGAUGUUCAAAGUGGACAACAGAAUCCUUGGCUUCAGCGUAACCGCUGCUCCCGAUCGUAUUAACGUAGGUGAUCGCGAUUAUGGCGAAGGCGUCUGAGCUGUCUUUCACCAAUUUACCUCGUAGAAAUGAUGCGACGCUCGUUUCAUUAAACGGUUCGUUAUUUAUUUAUUGUACAUGCCAAACCGGUGCUGAGAAACCCACAUUGCGGGUACUUCUCUUAAAGCAUACGAAGAUUUUUUACAAUCCAACACACGAAGAAAGAAGCUCAUCCCUUCGGAGUCGAUCGUCGAUGGCGAUCUUUAUUCAGGACCGGCUGAGCGUGGCGUUAUUUUCUUACAUUAACACAAACAAAAAAACAUUGUACAUAUUACUCAAGGAAUAUUUCAUGAAAAGAAGACGGACUUACUUUUUCCUAUGUACACGACAGUUAAGGUUGGAAACUUUUAUAACAUUUCAUCUCGCCAUCGUCACUUAAAAUACAUGAGAACAAAGAAAAAAAAAGAGAAAAGUAUGCCGACUGAUAAUAAUCGUGCAUACGGAUAUAUGGCAGUCAAUAGCAAUAUGUGUAUGUAAAGGUGUUCAAUGAAAAAAAGGAGUAACAUUAGAACGUGCUUGAGAUCGCGAAAAUCAUCAUCUCCACGUCAAGUACUGAAUAUACGGUGCGUCAGUAUUUGUCCUUAUUGAAUCCUAUGGAUUUUCGCAUCAUCGCAAAUACACGUCGAGAAAAGAGAUUUUACUUUAUAUUACUCGUAAUACCUUUUGCAAUGAUUUAAGGGUGCAUUUCAAGCACGAGAAAUCUUCCUUCACUUUUUAAUACCUCUUCGCCGUCAUAAUAAUGAUACUUUUAAGCAGAACGUACAUAAUAACUGUAUAUACAAAGGGAAUGCGAUCACUGAUAAUAGAACAGGAAUUGUAUCAUAUUCUUAAGAGGACGAGGAGAGAGCAAUUCAAAGCGGUACUUCCCUGAUGUUACGAGGAUAAUUAUGAAAUAAAAGCUAGUGACUUUGACUCAGUAUAGCAUUCUUCAUUAGAAACUUUCAGUUUCACAGUAGAGACAACAAUAGCGAUUAAAAAUAAUAUUCGUAAUGCGUAUCACUCAAGACAUUUCCUCAAGGCAUCACGCAAUAAUGUCUGCAUACGUGAAAUCCUGAUAGCACAUUACUGUAUAUGGAUACUCCUUGUCUUGUUGACAUAGACUUGUACACACUGGUAGAUCGUAACAGUAAACAUUCAAAAAUAUGAAAAACAGGAAAUUUAAAUGAUACAAUACGUGCACAGAGAAAAAUGGUACUUUUUGUAAAGUUUUAUUUUAUAACUAUAAUUGUAGUUAUAAAGAAAAUCCAUAACUACUUUUUAGCACUUUUAAGAUCACUUAUUUUUUUUCUAAUUGGAUUAAUAUGCGUUGAUACAGAUACGACGUUGGAUAAGCGUGGAAUGUUGUGACAGAUCUGACCACUCGUAAUAUUAUGAUGGUUGUUAAUAAAGGUUCAUUGAUCUUCUCUUAUAUAACAUUGGAAAUAGGAGAAGAUCAUAGACCCUUACAUGAAAAGAUUUAUGUAUAAAUAGAUUAAUGUACAGAGUAAUAUAGUGAUUAAACAAACCAAUUAAAGCGAUAUAAUUAAAAAAAAACCAGAUAAUUGAUAUUGUAUCAAUAUUCUAUUAUUGUAUCUAACGUACAACGUAAUGAAAUAAAUAUUAUUAUAUUUUCAA
Messenger RNA from Solenopsis invicta (red fire ant), 5979 nucleotides. RefSeq names its product GRB10-interacting GYF protein 2 (gene Gyf). NCBI's taxonomy places the organism in Eukaryota, Metazoa, Arthropoda, Insecta, Hymenoptera, Formicidae. Gene Ontology annotation, molecular function: protein binding. The transcript is spliced from 16 exons. The record is from RefSeq and is a predicted model, not a curated record. The coding region runs from base 154 to 4365 and encodes 1403 amino acids.